AUGCGGACCUCGAAGUUUGCGACGGCGCCCCUUGCCUUCGAGGACGACGCGGAGGCGGAGGUCGCGCGAUUGGAGAAGCUGCGCGAAGAUGACCCCAUCGCACUGCAGGAUGCGGUCAACACCUCACGAGCACUGGUGGAUGCCGUGAAGGACAACGACAUCGAUGAGCUCAGACGAGUGGUGGCCAACGCAGAUGAGGGCGAGUUCAUACAGGCCUUCAUCCUGCAGGCCUUCGUCCUCGCGCUCAAGGCCUCCUUGCUGGAAAUCACUCAGCAGCUGGUCGACUGGGGAGUGCCCUUGCACAACCCACAGCUCUCCCAGGCACUGCACCUGGUCUGUGAGCUCGUUGACCGUGACAACUUCAGCAACUCCUGGCGCAUCGUGAAAUCCCUCACGGAUGGCAACUUGGAGGGCAGCCUGGACAUCAACGCCCCGCGGCACUCGGACGGGUGGACGCCGCUCUGCAUCGCCUGCGCCGAUGCAUGUCUGCCCAUGGCCUUUAAGCUUCUCGAGCUCAAGGCAGAUCCGAACACGAUCACCCGGGCCAAUGAGACCCCGCUGGCGCUGGCGAAGCGAAGCCGCGAUGACGACAGCGAGGAGCAAAAGGAGGCGCGUGGCAUCAUCUCCAAUAUGCUGCGGUCGUACGGCGGGCAAGACACCUGCAAGGAUGCUCUGCGGAUGCUGAGAAAGACCAGCCAGUCUUCAGCCCCGAGCCAGAGCCAGGCGCUUAAGGAGGAGGUGGUCACGGUGCCCGCGACCAGCUCUCAGUCGCGCACGAGAUAUCGAGGAUGA
Messenger RNA from Symbiodinium natans, 792 nucleotides. The record is from the annotation of a GenBank genome assembly. NCBI's taxonomy places the organism in Eukaryota, Dinophyceae, Suessiales, Symbiodiniaceae.